UAACCUAUGAUUUUAACUCAGGGAACAGAGUUUGACGAGCCGCAGUGAAUGCCACAUAACACUGACGUGUAAACUGUAGGAGGCGCCAGGCCAGUCGGGGACUACUAUGCGGUCGGCUUUUAUUGGUCGAAGAAGUGAGCCAGUCAGCUAUUGUAGUCAAAUACCAACUGGAUAUUCUUGUUGGCGUUUCUCCAUACAUCAUAGGACCAAUGCGGAAGGCAAACAGAGGGAUUUGACAGCUGUAAGGGACAAUACAGAAUUCCAAAAUGCCUUCGCCUGUCCGAGUGAUCGUGGUUGGAGCUGGAAGUCGAGGGGGCACUUACUCCUGUUUUGCCACUAUCCACCCAGAGCGCAUGGAGGUUGUUGGAGUAGCUGAUCCAAGGAAAUUUGCCCGCACCAAACUUCAACAGCAACACAAAAUCGUGGAUGAAAACGUAUUUGAUGACUGGAAGAGUAUAGUGAAAAGAGAGAAGUUUGCAGAUGCUGUGUUUAUUUGCACUCCGGACCGCCUUCAUAAGGAGCCUGCAGUGGCCUUUGCUAACAAGGGUUACCAUGUACUACUGGAGAAACCAAUGGCAACGACGGUUGAAGACUGCAAAGCGAUUGUGAAGGCUUGCACUCAGAGUAGUGUAAUGCUUUCAGUGGCUCACGUUCUCCGCUAUGAUCCUUUGAUCCACAUGAUAAAGGAGCUGAUAGAUGCUGGAGUCUUAGGUGAUGUCAUCCAUAUUCAGCACUUUGAGCCGGUUGGUUUUUAUCACUUUGCUCACUCUUUUGUACGGGGAAACUGGAGGAAUGAAGCAGAGAGCUCCUUUGCUCUUUUGGCUAAGUCUUGUCAUGACAUUGACCUGAUGCAUCACUGGGCUGGAGCACGUAGGUGUGUGAAGGUUUCAUCAUUUGGUUCGGUCAGCCACUUUUUAAAAGAAAAAAAGCCUGCUGGUGCAGCAGAUCGCUGCAUGGAAUGUUCAGUUGAGAAAGACUGUCCAUACUCUGCAUCUAAAAUCUACUUGGAUUUAGUGAAACAGGGUCACACUGGCUGGCCUGUAUCAGUCAUAUGCCAAAGCUCAUUACCAGACAUCGAGUCAGUGACUGAGGCACUGAAGACUGGACCAUAUGGACGCUGUGUCUACGAGUGUGAUAAUGACGUGUGCAGUAACCAGGUUGUUAACAUGGAGUUUGAAGGGGGCCUGACAGCAUCCUUUUCAAUGGUAGCGUUCACUGAGGAAAUAUGCCAGCGAAAAACAACCAUCUAUGGCAGCAAGGGGGAGCUGUCAUAUGAUGGCCAUGAGAUAUGUGUGUUUGACUUUCUGACCCGGAGAACCACUAAGCACACAGCACACAAUGAUGCCCCCAAAGACUUUGGCUUGAGUGGACAUGGUGGAGCUGACUACCGCCUUAUGGAUGCCUUUAUUUCUGCUGUGGCGAACAAUGAUCCAUCCAUGAUCCGUUCUGGUCCGGAGGAGACGCUGCUGAGCCAUUUGCUGGUGUUUGAAGCUGAGCGUUCACGGCUGGAGAGCAGGGUGGUGUACUGUGGGGACAGUAGUCAAAGCUAAGCAACUGAAAAAAGGCUUUUACCUGAAAUUUUUAAGAGUUUUACCUUAAACAGUCAGUAUUUCACAAUAAUGAUACCUGAAUGAUUUAUGUCACAAUUGGACCAAAGUAGGAUCAGGCCCAAAUCUAUGAGUGCAAUCAGACAGAUUAUUAAUCGUACAUUGCUCAGGGAUUUUAAUUCUGUGUUUACACGUUUGUAUGAUUGAGUGAAAGGAAAGCUGUUUGUUUUUUGCUUUUUUAGUUUAAAUGUAUAAUGUGCCAACAACCUGAUCACCUGUCGUUUAGCUAAACUUAGUCGUUAUCAAAUUCUUAUUAGUUUUCCAUGUGAAUUUCUGCUGAAGAAGUUGAGGAACUUCCACAUUUUAUAUUGUUUUUGAUUCAUUCUAUCCUCUGUAUGUGUCUCUUAAUAUCACUGCAUAGACAAUAUGAAUUGUCUAGCUUAAUUUAGUGAGCAGAAUGUGUCUUAGGAUAUAUACUGUAUUAAGUCCAUCCAAUCUGAUGUGGGAUUAAAGAAAUGAACAGACAUGAAUGUACUGUGUUAUCAAAUCACUAACUGAGAAAAAAUAAAUAGUUUUUAAGUCUUCACA
Notolabrus celidotus (New Zealand spotty) is the source of this 2135-nucleotide messenger RNA. RefSeq lists its product as uncharacterized. The record is from RefSeq and is a predicted model, not a curated record. Gene Ontology annotation, molecular function: nucleotide binding. The coding region runs from base 267 to 1550 and encodes 427 amino acids. Lineage: Eukaryota; Metazoa; Chordata; Actinopteri; Labriformes; Labridae. The transcript has 14 exons.